Molecule: messenger RNA, 1644 nt
Organism: Choloepus didactylus (southern two-toed sloth)
Lineage: Eukaryota; Metazoa; Chordata; Mammalia; Pilosa; Megalonychidae
Product: ral guanine nucleotide dissociation stimulator-like
Exons: 7
Coding region: 1-1644 (547 amino acids)
Source: RefSeq, a predicted model, not a curated record
AUGCCUCUUGGUGCCCGUCACCAGCAUAUUGAGAAGAGAGUGCCCCAGGAGAGGGACUACCUCUGCUGCAUUGAUGUGGACCUGGAGUUCUGGAAUCCCAUGGAACUACAGACCUUGGGAACACAGCGUGCAAACACGCCGGCCCAGAGGAGGGUGCAGGACAGCCGGGAGCGCACCCACAAGGAGCGGGCUUUGGUGAAGCUCUUGGAGCUCCUGGUGCCGGCCGUGCAGGAGGGUGACCGAGUCUACGUGACAAACUUGCUAAUAAAUUACCGGGGCUUCCUCUCCAUUGAAGAAGUCCUCGACCAGGUUUCCAAAAGAUAUGCAGAUAACUGCAGUUUUGGUGAUGGGGAUGGAGGUGGCCAGGAAGGCUUCAAAAACUCCAUCUCCUGCCUCCUGCUCACCUGGCUGGAAGAGCUCCCGAGUGAUUUCUGCCAGCACCCAGGUGUUCCCUGCCUCAAACAGCUGGUGGCAUUUGCGCAGGUCGCCCUGCCUGGGUCUGCCCUGGAGAGGCGUGCUCAGGACCUCCUUUCUCAGCUGGAGCCCGCGGAGCCCAGUGAGACCGAGACAGAGGCUCCCGUGUCAGACCCAGAGGUGAAAACCAGUGCAGUGCCCCCUCCAGAGCCAGUUCCAUCGAUGGCACCAGACAUCAUACCAGCUCCAGAGGCGGAGGCACCUGUGGCACUGCCUCCAGUGCUGCAUGCAGUGGCAGAGCCACUGCAGGUUCGAGAACUCCAGCCUCCUACUCCUGCAAUGUUCAUCCCACCUCUGGAGUUGGAGGCAACGCUGAAGCCACCUGCUGUGCCAUCUCCAGAAGUUGCAACAUCACCUGCUGCAGCAUCACUGACAGAGCUGCCAGUAGCUCUGAGGCCACCUCUACUGACAGAGGUCGAGGCAUUUAUGGCAUCUGAUGUGGAGCCAUCCUCCUCACCAGCAGACUCACCAUCGCCAGAGCUGGAGGCAGCUCCGUUGCCACCUCCGGAGGUGAUGCCCUUCCCCACUGAGGAGCUGGAGCCAGUUAACUCAAUACCAGCAGCCUCAGCUCCACAGCAGGAAGUGGCUCCUGUGUCCCCCAUACUGCCACUUUCUGACCCAGCACCAGUGCCUCCUCUGGACAUAGCACCUGUUAACUCACCAACCGUGGUCACAGCUGCAGAGCAGGAGGAAAUACUCAUGUCACCUGCAACGCCACUGGCAGAGCUGAAUUCACCACCAGCUCUUGCUGCACCACCAGAGCCUUCCUGCUGCUCCCCUGCGAGCCUGGAGCACGGUCUGAAGGAGGUGAAGUCCCCCCUCUCUGAGGACCCUCCCAGGCUGGUGGCCAAACAGAAGACACUGAUGCAGGUGGGAGACCAGGUCAUGCCGAGGAUCCAGCACCUCCAGGCGGGAUCCAGCAAGACCCACUUUCGACCCGUGGAGCAACUUGGGGUCUGUUCUGGGGACAUGGAACAGCUCAGCGAGGCCGAGUGCCCAGUUAAGACACCCUUCCUUUCAGCCCUCAGGAACCCAGUGCCAAGCCCAGCACUAGCAGCAACACAGAGUCGAGUGCCCAGCUCCAGAGUGGCCCUGACCGCAGCAGUGGGGAUGCAGCUACCUCAUUCCCUGGACACGUGGCUGACACCUCGAAGCCAGAUCUCGAGAUAG